Helobdella robusta is the source of this 1110-nucleotide messenger RNA. RefSeq lists its product as hypothetical. The transcript is spliced from 6 exons. Gene Ontology annotation, molecular function: transmembrane receptor protein tyrosine kinase activity; ATP binding. Gene Ontology annotation, biological process: multicellular organism development; positive regulation of kinase activity; protein phosphorylation. NCBI's taxonomy places the organism in Eukaryota, Metazoa, Annelida, Clitellata, Rhynchobdellida, Glossiphoniidae. Gene Ontology annotation, cellular component: signaling receptor complex. Bases 1 to 1110 code for a protein of 369 amino acids. The record is from RefSeq and is a predicted model, not a curated record.
AUGCAUACAUAUAUACACAUCUUAGGUGCAAUAGUGAGACAGAGAGAUAGCAUUUCAACGGUGACGACAGCCGCAGCCUACGCCACUACACCGACGGACGGCUGGGAAAUUGAUCCGGCGGAGUUGGAAUUAGGUCAAGAAUUGGGUCAGGGUGCAUUUGGAAGGGUCAUCACUGGAUUCUACAAGAAGAAAAGGGUCGCCAUUAAAGUUUUGAAAGAAAGCAUACCAGACCUCUACAGAGAGGACCUAUUAAGAGAGAUAGCCCUGUUGAAGAGCAUAGGCAUCCACCCUUGUAUAGUAUCCAUGCUAGGUGCCUCCACCGUUAAGGAACCCAUUGCUCUUGUUAUGGAGUACAUGCCCUAUGGAAAUCUUCUGGAGUUUUUAAGGUUUAACAGGGAGUUGGUGUGCAUCCACUGCAUGACCGAUCCCAUGACCAAUCAGAAAGAGGUCUGGGAGAUCACAUCCAAAUGCCUCAUUUCAUGGGUCAGACAGAUUGCGGUAGCUAUGGAGUACCUAUCAAGCAAGCAGUACGUGCACAGAGAUCUGGCGGCCAGGAAUAUACUUCUUGGCAUCAACAAAUCCGUGAAACUGUGCGACUUUGGACUGGCUCGCCUGAUCUUCCACGGUGACCCCCACUACUUCAGGAGGACGAACGGCAGGCUGCCAUUUAAGUGGAUGGCCCUCGAGUCCAUCAAGGAUCGCCUCUAUACCAGCAAGAGUGACGUCUGGUCUUUUGGCAUCCUACUCUGGGAGAUCGCCACGUUUGGGGCUGCUCCGUACCCCAACAUACCUGUAGGGGAAUUGUACAGGUACCUCGGGGAAGGCUACAGAAUGCCACAACCUUACAAUUGUUCUGAGGAACUAUAUCAGCUAAUGUACUCUUGCUGGUCUACCUCCCCUGACGACCGCCCAACGUUUAGUGACCUCCGUUGCAAGCUGGAGACCAUGCUGACCAAGGACGUGGAGUACCUCGACCUUGACCUUGCUAACUUCCAGGCCUCAUUUCUUGCUUGCGACGGUCGCGAUGACAAAGACGGUGUAGAGCUUCACAAAGAGAGCUUUAUUGAAGAUAACAAUGUCUUUGAAGGUUUGAAUUUGGAAAGUGUAUAG